AAAUUAAAUAAAAAAAAUUCAUAACAUAAAAAUGUAAAUGGAAACAAAAUAAAAUAAAAUUGAAAUAGAAGGAAAAAUUUAAAAAUACAAGUAAAGUUAAAAUAAAGUAAUAAAAUUAUUUUUAUAUUAUUAAAUAAAUUAAACAGGAAUGAAACGAGAAUAAAUUUACUUAAACUAAAUUCAACUAAAUGAAAUACAACAAAAAUUAGUAUUUUUAACGUAUGUUGAAUUCUAAAUAGAACUCUGCAAACCAAUCCUGCUCUCUUAUAUGAACAAUUGUACUUCACUUACAUGGAAUUUUGUACUUGUACAAUUAUACAUUAGAUAGUAGGCGAUGCCAAAAUAGUAAAACGGCACUUAGAAUAAAAACGUGAGUUACAUCGACACGACUUUUUCUUUCUCUGCGCGAAAUACUGCCUCAACGUAUAGCAACAUUCUGCAAUAAAUUUGAAAAUACCUCCAUAAUAUUUGAGGGGCGCUAAAAUAAGAUAGUCUUAAUUACAAGAGUAGGUAUGUAAUCAGCAGCACAAAUACGGCUGAAUAAGCAGCUGCUAACAAAAAAUGGGCGCUAAUCUAAUUAAGGGGAAAAUUAAUAACUAAGAAAAAAACUGUAUCUGUGUAUACAAAAAACGCGAAAGAAUUGAAAAUCGAGCGAUCACAGAUUUAAUUAAAGGCUAUAUUCGCAAAAAUAUAUAUGUACAUGUAUUCAUACACAUACAAAUGAAUGUACUUAUGUACGCAUAAUUAAAUGCCUUCGGGCGAAAUAGGCAAACAAAGCAAGACUAAAAUGCUAAUCGCAAAUAUACAAAUUUUGAUAAGCCAUAAUUUUUUUAUUUGAAGUGGUUUUUUUUGUUGUUCAAUUAACACAAACGAGUAAUCGAACUCAUCAUAUGCAUGCAUUUAUAAUACAAGCAACCAAACUUGUAUACGUACACACACACAUACAUACAUUUGUGUGGCAAGCAAACGUUAAGCAGCGAUUUGUACGGAAGGGAGUAGAUUUUUGAAUACAAAUGCGAUACAAAUACACUUUUCUUAAGGUUUCUUUUUUCGCCUAUAGCAGUGAGUGAGUGAGUGUGUGUGUGUGUGUGUGUGUGUGUGUGUGUAUAUAUAUAUACUUAUGGCAAAUGCAAAUACACAGUAGGUGCCAAGUUGAAGAAGGAAAAAUAAGCAAACAAAAAAACUAGAAAAAGCUUGAGAAUAUUGAAAGGCAACUUGAAGGAAGAAAGCAUAGAAAUAUAAAAAGAGUGAAAAAGCAAAUAAAAACAAGGAAGUGUUUAAAAAACUAACCAGAACUAUAAACUUGAAAAAUAUAAAUAAAAAAUAAAAUCGUAAGAACCAUAAAAUAAAAAACACAUCUGCAAACAAGCACCAAACCGGUCUGAAUUUGCACUCACCAUUUAUUCCAACAUUUCUACUCAUCCUCCUAAUUCCUAAUUCUUCAACCGGCACGGAAGCAGCAGAGAACAAAAAGCAAUAAUAAGUUUUUGUGUUUAUUUCAAAUUCGCGCGCAUUUUUGCGCGACCUCAUUUGGUGGAACGUCCAGAUAUUUCGAGCUGACUGAGGUGACUGAAAAAAAGCUUGUGGAAAAGGAGUCAAGCCCGAGGUGGGUGAAAGAGAGGCCGACAGGCCUGAAAGUACCUCUCAAGUAGACAUUUUUUCAUUGGAGCGCACGAUUGAGGAAAAAGACAAUCGAGCAGUUGUAGGCGUUUAUUUCCGACCACGUGCCGUGGUGUCGGCGCCUGCGCCAGCGCUAUCGACAGCGCCACCUCCACUAUAAAAAUCUAACUGAAGCCGACAACCGCGGUGAGCAAUUAAUUGCUGCACAUAUCGACUAUCAGCUCCAAGUCGGCUUUGUGCCAGUUAGCGCAUCAGCUAUUUAGUUUGAUAGCAACGUGCGAGCAGCGUACGGGCAGCAGCAGAGAGGCACCAGCUGCCGCAAUACUAUCAGCACUUGUCAUAAAAUGACCGAGAAUCAACUAUUUUCCAUGUCGACCGAUCUAUUCGACACCUCGUCCAACAGCAGCAAUCCACUCAAGUGUGAUCUCUUCUCGUUGGCUCUGAGCAACAGCAACAGUUCCAGUCUACUCUUCGGCACAUCAGCGCUGCCCGCACUUAGCCCACUGCAGCAGCUGAAUGUGAAUACCACCUUCAAUUCCAGUUCCAACUCCAGUCCCAAUUCCAAUUACCUUUCGAAUUCGAAUUCGAACGCUAAUACGCCAAACAAUCAACCAACACAGGCGCAUCCGCCGCAGCAGCAGAUUUUUGCCAGCAGCGCCAACCGUGGUAGUGGCGGCAGCAUCAGCGGUAGCAGUAAUGUGAUGCUGACCAACGCCAUCAGUAUACCGCGCAGUAAUAACCCCAAUCAAAGUCAUAAUCCUUGGACGGAAGAACACGAUUCCCAUCAUCAUCCCAGUCCAAGUCCCUUGCACCAUCACCUCACCAACAAUCAUAAUCACCAUCACCAACUUUCUGUCAUGAUGUCGACACAACAGAACAACCAACAGCAGCAGCAGCAACAGCAACAACAGCAGCAUCAACAACAACAGUCUUUGCAGCAUUCACAGCCUCGUCUUUUCGUUGAUUUCUCCGACUAUGGUUUGGAUGUGGCCUCAUUGGAUGCCGCCUCACUGUCACCGACAUUAUUGCAAGAUGUCAGCUUAGGCGAUGCUUCGCCACUGCAUAGCAUCAUAUCCAACGGCAACAUUUCCUCGUCCUUCUAUGCGCCUGACGCUUCGCCGAUCAGCAACAGCGGCAGCAAUAGCAUAGUGGACAGCGUUGGAACCGCUGAUUCUGCCAACACGCUGCUGGGCUUGAACGACAGCAUACGAUCUGGUAAUGAUGGUAACAAUUCUUUGCUCUUCGACGUCACUGGCACGCCGAAUUCAAGCGCAAUGUGGAGUGAUAUUAGCAAUGCCAUAAUCACCAAGCAUGAGCCGUUCACGCUGGAGGAUGACUAUAUAUUUCCCAUUGAUAAGGCUGAAAUACAGGCUGCUGGAUUUGGUGAUAUACCAGAUGAAAAUUUCCUGGAUGGGAUUGACAAUUUUGAUGAACUUUUACCGGGUGCCAUUAGUGGUGGUGGGCACAAUGAUUUCAUUUUAUCACCGCAGCAAAACAAUAAUUCUAACAAUUUGCAACAAUUGAAUAGUCCACAGGCCUCGCCCAGCGGCGGCCCACCAAUGGAGCUGUUGCAGCUGCAUAAGCAACAACAGCAAGAGCAACAACGGCAGCAGCAACAACAGUUAACUCAGCUGCAAACGGCACAGCAGCAGCAGCAGCAACAACAGCAACAUCCGCGUUUACAGCACAGUAAUAGCGCUGGUGGGGCCAUACACACACACCAUAACCUCCACAACUCAUCUAGUCCAUAUGAAAUCUACCAUAGCACACCAAAUAAGCAGCAGCAGCAGCAACAGCAUCAGCUGAGCAGCUCUGGCUCGAAUUCGUUCUCGCCGGGGAGUCAGCAUUCGCAUUCGCCACUUCAGCUAAAUUCCAUUACACCACCACCGCCACAUGCCAAUCGCUCACAAUAUCAGCAAGUCAAAUCGCGCAAUAUGCUGCAAAUGCAAAAGAAGGGCUUCUCCAUGUCUCCCGAUCGUGGUAGCAGCAACGGCAGCGUUGGACUGUUGGGCCAAUCGGUGCCGGCCAAUAGUCAUCUGCUACUCUCAGGCAACGCGCUCAGCCCUAGUAGCGGUGGCAGUAGCAGCGGUUUUGGCAGCACCACUGGUGGUGGCAGCAGCACUGCAGGAUCGGUGCACAAGUCGUUCCAGGGUCAGGGUGAUACAUCCAUAUCGCGCCUAUCCUCGUCGGCGCCCACACAUCUCGGACUCGAAAACAUUUGGAAGCGACGUGAACCUAGACAGCAUUUGCUGUCCACUGGCUCGCUGGCCGAGGCUGAAUCAUUCUCGUCGCUAAGCACUGGCAGUGUGUUGUCGCCCGAUGGCAUUGAUUUCUCUCAGGACGAUGACGACGAUGCAUCAACAGAUUACAAUAGCGACAAUUAUGAUGAUUUGUCGAGCGAUGGCUCUGAUAAUGACGACGAUUCGCGCACUACUAUAACCGGACAUUUGUCCAGCAGCAAAGGCAAGGAGCGCUACUUUUGGCAGUACAAUGUGCAAGCGAAAGGACCUAAAGGCAAGCGACUCGUAUUCCAGGCGCGUCUUGAGGAUCCGCACGUCUUGAACGAGGCCACCGAUCCGGUGUUUAGCCCGAAUUGUUCCGUGCGUGGUAUCAAGGUAUUUAAACACAGCGGCAAAGCGCGUAAGGGUGAUGGCAAUGAUCUCACUCCAAAUCCACGCAAACUACACAUAAUCGGCAAGGAGCUGGACAAGCUGAGUCGCACCAUCAACGAUAUGACGCCAGUGUCUGAAUUGCCUUUCAAUGUGCGACCCAAAUCGCGCAAGGAGAAAAAUAAAUUGGCUUCACGUGCCUGUCGUCUCAAAAAGAAGGCACAGCAUGAAGCGAAUAAAAUAAAACUUUUUGGACUGGAAAUCGAACAUAAACGUUUACUUAAUGGCAUUUUCGAACUGAAACAAGCUCUGGCGCUCAAAUACCAAAAUCCAAAUAAUAGCGAGCACAACGAAGCGGUCGACCAGCGUAUCGAACAGAUCUACAAAACGGCACAAACUGGUCUACGUAUAGCUGGCGACACCACAGACUUCGUCAACAAAGUGCUGGAGAAUGUGAAAAGUGGUGUACCAAAUGGUGGACUAGAGGAUCUAAGGCAUUCAUAGGGUCGAGGCAAAAGAGGAAAGAAGAACGGAAGAUGUGAAUAGUUUUUAAUAAAAAAUAUUGGAGGCUCAAAAGUGAGAAUGAAAAGAAGGGUACGAAAAAAUGGAGCGAAUAAUGAAUGAUGGAACAAUUAAUAGAGGGAUGAAGAGUACGAAGAGAUUUGCUUGUCGAAGGGAGGGAAUGAUAAAAAAGGAAAACACAUUUGUUGCGAAAGAAGCCUAAAUUAACACAGCGAAAAGUUGUGAAGGAAGUAAGAGAGAGCUGAUAAAAACAUUUAAAACACAGAAUACGGCAAAUCAAAUUUAUACACGCAAAGAGCACUCACUCAUUGCCGUUAAGAAUGAAGAGAGCAGACGCUGAAUGCAGGCAAUUCGCAAGCAUGCGAUAUUUUUUAUGUUACUGAAAAAUUGUCAAAAGUUGUCGAAAGAGGCCACAGUUAUGUUAUGUUUUGUUCUUAGCUCUUAAGUGAUAAUGUUAUAGAGUGAAAAGCAAACGUAAAAAAUUGAGAAUGAAAAAAAGAGAAAACAAAAAACAAGAGAAACUAUUGUUGUUCCGUUUGGAUGAGGUGGAUAAUGAACAAUGAGCUACCAGUUAUACCUGCCUAUGUUAUAAGGAUUUUUAAUUUGUUUACUUUGAUGAUAUGAAGAAAUGCUAUAUACAUAUAAACCUAUAUAUAUACAUACAUAGAAUACGAAAAAUAAAUAAACAUAUAAUAUAUAUACAUAAAUAUGCGAAAACAAAAAUAACAAAACUAUAAAAAGUUUUAGUAACUUAGGGAAGCAAAAUUGAAUUGUAGUUGUUAAAGUGAAAAAAACUGAUAAUUGAGAGUUUUGGAUACAAAAAAAAACAUACAAAAAACACGAAAAUGAGUGCUGGUGUACUUUUAGGCGCUUAGUAAUUAGAAAUUUUCGUAGAAAUUGUGUGAGCAAAAACUUUAAAUGUUAAAAAAUAUUUUUACCUACAUACAAACUUACGUACGUAUGCACUAUAUGAAUCAUGUUAUAUGUAUAAUCUACUAAGCGUUUUUUUUUCUAAUAAUGUAGUUUAUAAACACAAACAUACUUUAACUUUUAUUAAUGAAUUAUUUUUCAAAGUUUUUGUUUUUGUUUAAUUGGGCUGGUAUUGUUUCACGUUUUAUGUUUGAUUUGUUUGCACUUAUACUUAUACUCACUUGUAUAGGUAAGGAUAUACAGUUAGUGCUCAGAUAAAGGCUACCAACGACAGUUGCGCGUUAUUGAUUAAUGCCAAAUUUUCUCCAAAAAUAUUAACUGAAAAGAAAUAUAAUAAAUGUAACACAUUUGGCUAAUAACUACUUGUUGUUGUUGUUAAGUGAAAAUAAAAAAAGGCACUUACUUUUUGCCAAAUGUGUCAAGUUUUGUACCUAAAAACUCAGAAUUUCAUGAGAUUUAUUGAUGGUGAAAAAAAUGUUCACCCUCUUCUCAGUUCAUAUCAAAGCGAAUCUAUUAAAGGUGGUAUCGGUAAUGAGCUAAUUUGAUUUUUUUUCCUUUGCCCUGUCCAUGUGACUGUCAGCCGCGAAUUCAUUAUUUGUUUGCUACUUUGUCAAUACUUUGCGGUGACAAACAAUCGUACAAAACAUUGCUGUUGGUCUAAUGAAUGCGCCUUGGUUCAUAGCAAAAUCAAUAAUUCAAGAAGUUUAAUAUUAAUUUUUUUUUCUAUUUAUAUUUAUUUUAUUUUUUAAAUUUGGUAUGCAAAUGCACACUUACGGGUCUUAUAACGGUGGUUUCUUGCUGGCAUUGAAUUUAUGAGAGAUGGAUGGGCAAUACGAGUACGAGUUUAUUUAAUUUUUGCUAUCAGCGAAGUUAGUGAAUUUUCUUUCAGUUCAGUGCCUUGAAUAUUUUAAUUUUUGCUUUUUAAGAAAAAAAUAUUUUUUUAAAGAAAUAUUUUCUUUGUUUUUGAAAGACAAUUUUUUAAGAAAUUUUCAGUUUGUUUAAGAAGUCCUUUUAAUUUAAUGAAA
Anastrepha ludens (Mexican fruit fly) is the source of this 6706-nucleotide messenger RNA. It is a transcript of the gene REPTOR, whose product is annotated as protein CREBRF homolog. Gene Ontology annotation, biological process: response to unfolded protein; regulation of transcription by RNA polymerase II. Gene Ontology annotation, molecular function: RNA polymerase II transcription regulatory region sequence-specific DNA binding; DNA-binding transcription factor activity, RNA polymerase II-specific. Bases 1965 to 4733 code for a protein of 922 amino acids. Gene Ontology annotation, cellular component: nucleus. The record is from RefSeq and is a predicted model, not a curated record. NCBI's taxonomy places the organism in Eukaryota, Metazoa, Arthropoda, Insecta, Diptera, Tephritidae. The transcript has 8 exons.